This is a messenger RNA of Ichthyophthirius multifiliis, 270 nucleotides long. RefSeq lists its product as hypothetical. The record is from RefSeq and is a predicted model, not a curated record. The transcript has 3 exons. Lineage: Eukaryota; Ciliophora; Oligohymenophorea; Hymenostomatida.
AUGGAAAGUAGAUCUUAUAUGUUUUCUCUUGCUAAAAAGAGAUCCACAUUGCUUGAAAAUAAAAUUAUUGUUUUCUAAAGAGAAGACGAUAACGCACCAAGAAUGAAAAUUUUAAGAAAAGAAUGCCCUGAUGACUAUUAAACUUAUAAAGAAUGUAUGGUAAAAUUUAAUUCUGAAGCAAAAUGUGUAACAUUUAAAGAUAAAAUGAUCGAAUGUGGUGUAGUUGCAUUUAAAAAAGCAAACUCAGAAGCCGGUUAUAUAUUUGAGUGA